UGUUUUCCUCGUGCGCCGAUCGCGAUGCAACACGGUGCUGCUGCACGCGAUAGUUGUUUUAGGUGAGAAAGAUGCGAUGCAGGUAAAAAUUCCCCACUGCAAGACUCCACAAAAUACUCGCCGAUGUGAUGUGUGUAGAGUGGCACUGAGGAAACUACGGAUUGUAGACCCGUUAUCUCUUCGGAAAACAAAAUCGACAGAAUCUUGCAGCGGGCGAUUCCAUUCCGCGGGGUGGGCGCGGCGGCUGGACACGGCUAAUUGGUCGGCCACCCCCGUCGUCGGGAGGCGCUGGUGAGCUCGUCCAAACAACGAGGAAUCCUGGGAUAUCGUCUGGCUGCGGCGAGUCUGCUGAGUGCCCAAGCGAAUCUCGGAAGAGCCAAAAAGUUUUGCGUAGUCCGGUCGAAGCCGCUGGACGAUAAUGUAAUGAUCGUUUCCGAUUUCCAGCGCGAAUUCGACGAGCAUGGAAGGAGACGUGAAUGGCACCACCAAGACUCUCGUGUUCAGGAGCGAGUGCUUUGCUUCCACGACGGCCGACGGCGAGCCCCCACGAAAACGCCAGCGGACUUCCGAAGACUUCAUUUCCUUCUGCAAGUUCAUCCUCGAGUACGAGAACUACGAGAGCAUCAAGCAGGAGGAAGAACUGCAAGAGAAGGACGCGGCCAGCCCUUCGGACUGCUCGGCCGACAGCGUCGACAGCGUCAAGCAAGAAGACAGCGAGCUUCAAGUUGGCAAACCCUUGGGCUGCCCUGCUGUGCUGCCCGAACGUGCCACUGUGCAGCCAACAAUGAGCCACGUGCUUUUAAUGCAGCCCGAUGCCUUGCGUGGGGGCUCUCUGUCCGAGGUACAAACACUGGCGGACGAAGACUCCGGCCUGAUCACUUGCUUCUGCCUGAAGCCAUUUGCCGGGCGGCCCAUGAUUGAGUGCUCCGAGUGCCUCACGUGGAUCCACCUGUCGUGCGCCAAGAUUCGGCGCAACAACAUUCCCGAUGAGUUCACCUGCCAGCGUUGUCGCGAGGCCAAGCACACAACGAGGCGCUCGCAGCGGAUACGCGCCGGUGGCACGACGCCGCCUCAGCGGCGGAGGCCCUCGACGUGACAGUGUUAAUGACGAGGACGACCGUGUGUGCGCGUGACGGUGCGGACCUAGGGGUCGUGCCGCGACAGCACUCUAGUCUUCUGCUCGGGCCCUCGUGGUGGCCGCUGUACAGACUUGCGGUGUGCCUCGAGGGCACGUUCCUUGCCUCCCCUCACGGGGGCAGGCCUCUCUGUGUGGGGGAGGAAGGGUCGACCCAGUGUGUGUGGUUGAGAUAAAAUGAGCUUGGCUGUUUGGCAUUUA
Rhipicephalus microplus (southern cattle tick) is the source of this 1336-nucleotide messenger RNA. RefSeq lists its product as uncharacterized. Gene Ontology annotation, biological process: mitotic chromosome condensation. NCBI's taxonomy places the organism in Eukaryota, Metazoa, Arthropoda, Arachnida, Ixodida, Ixodidae. The record is from RefSeq and is a predicted model, not a curated record. Gene Ontology annotation, cellular component: nucleus. Gene Ontology annotation, molecular function: chromatin binding.